GUUACGAGUUCUGGUGGAAUAUGGAACAAACAUUUUGAAUAAUUCGGGGUUUAAUUGUUUUUUAAAAAGAGACAAAGAUAUUAUAAGCGUCUAAUACUGUCCAGGGUGCGCUGCAAUAAAAUCGCUUAAAAAAUGUGAUUCCAAGUAAUGCUAGAAGAGGAAUCCAGAGCCGCCACCCUGCCUUCACGUGAAGUGAAAGAGAAAACAACAGGAACAACUCAAAGGAGGAGUUUGUGAAUGUGACACAGCAGUCAGCCUCUUACACCUCUUUUCACUGGAGAGCUGCACACAGACAGAAGCAGUCCAUCGACGGUGAGCUGGAACCAAAAUGACGACUCAGGAGGACAAAAGAUACGACCCGAAAGACACCACUCUGAAGUUCGUCAACGGACCAGAUGAUUUGGAUCCACUACCAUCGGAGGAGGGAGACCAGUGUCUCCGGGCAGAGAUGUCCUGCGGUCAUGCCGUCACCCCGGAGUCUCUCACUGGCUGGUGCCGCAGUCUGCUGGAUCAGGGCCAGUACAAAUUUAAGUGCCCUGCUUUGAAGGAAGGCACCCACCACAGGUGUGAUGCUGUGUGGUCUUACCAAGAGGUGCGCAGACUGGCAGGGCUGACGCCAGAAGAGAUGCAGUACUUUGAGGAGAAGAUGGCACGUCUGGCUGCAGCAGAGUACUGUGAAUUUAAAACAUGUCCCGGGUGUAAGAGCUGUGUGGGGCGAGAGGACCUGAGUAACCUCUCAGUUCAGUGCACACUCUGCACAGCCGACAAAGGGGAACAUUACCACUUCUGCUGGCAGUGUCUGAAGACGUGGAAGGGUGCAAUGCCCCGCUCUGACCGCUGUGACAACGACGGCUGCAUCAACCACGACGUCGAGAUUCUCAAGAACUGCAGCACCAUCGUCCUCCCUGAGGUGAAGGGGGUCGAUGCAUGUCCUUCCAUCCGAGUAUGUCCCACCUGCGGCCAGAGGGUGGAGCACGACAAAACGGGCUGCAAGAACAUCAUCUGUCCUCGCUGCCAACUCGAGUUCUGCUUUGUGUGCCUGAAGCUCACUCCUGAGUGCCUGGAGACCAGCUCCUACUUCAUCGCCUGCAGUGAUGGUGUAGCUCCCAGACAGACCUCCAUACCUGUGUGGCACAGAAACUAAGACCUCAUGCAUAUUCCCUGCAUUGUUGUAAAAGACACGCUUAUAAUGCUUCUACUGAAAUGAGAAUCAAUCUUGUUCAUCCAUGAUUCAUUGACAACUGCAUCACUUAAUAAAGUUUACCCUUUAAACAAUG
Pungitius pungitius (ninespine stickleback) is the source of this 1277-nucleotide messenger RNA. RefSeq lists its product as uncharacterized. The transcript has 4 exons. The record is from RefSeq and is a predicted model, not a curated record. NCBI's taxonomy places the organism in Eukaryota, Metazoa, Chordata, Actinopteri, Perciformes, Gasterosteidae. The coding region runs from base 329 to 1144 and encodes 271 amino acids.